AUGUCAUUCUAUCUCGAUACUACACCAACCGAAGGUGCAUUACAGCAAUCGUACAUGCUCCAUUCGGAACAGGCUUCAGACUAUGAUAGUCCGCCAUCCACUCAACCAUUGGAACUAGAGGAAGCUGCAAAACAUUCAGUUAGUGUGGAUCACACUGCUGAGCCAGAAACAUGCACUGAGAUGAUCGCAAAUACAAUUGAUUUGUCCACCGCAAAUGAUACGCAAGCAAAGCAUGAUUCCAGUAUAGUUGUGGAUCAAAUCAUGAUACCAGUCGAGCCCGCUUUGAAUAUACCAACUGCUUCCACUCACCCAACAGUUACUGAAGCCAACAAUGAAACAAACAGUGUUUUAUUGGAUGGGCCUGAAUCAAGCAUUGAAGUAGCAGGCGGUGAUGGAUCCGAGUCUGACGCAAGUAAAGUAACGUUUAGCGAUAGUUCAAGUGAUUGUUCUAGUGAGAGUUCUGACGAUAACAAGCAAGUAGUAGAUGGAAAUAAAAAGCGUCGUGCAAACACCAGUCGAGCAUUUAGUGAUGACGAUGAUGACGAUGCAACAACGGGAGUAAUUGCAACAAAAAAUGAGGCAGUGAAUUUACUUCCUGUAGAACCCAUCACUUUUGAGAUUCCAACCCAUCUUCCAAUAGUUGCAAUAGGUGCCAUCUCAGCAAUCGUAGAUACUCUUGUAGUAAUCAAAGCAUCUGUUGGAGGCGAGGUUCAAGUGCUAGAUGCGGACAGUAUUCUUUUUUUUCAAGAUCGGAGUAUCCUCGGUCGAAUUUUUGACACAUUCGGUCCGGUAAACGAACCGUUAUAUACCGUUCGCUUCAACUCUGCAGCCGAUAUUGCUGCAACACAAGCUGCAGUUGGCACCUCUGUCUAUUUUAUCGAGAAUUUGGCAAAAAUAGUGCUCACCCAACCGUUGCGUUUACUAAAAGGAUCGGAUGCUUCAAAUCUAUAUGAUGAAGAGGUCGCUGCAGAUGAGAUUGAAUACUCUGAUGAUGAAAAGGAAAUCGAGCAUCGUCGACUCAAGAAAAAUGCAAAAAAAAGUCGCGGAGAUGCUCAAAAGUCUCAAAGAAAUGCGGAUAAUGCCAGUUCAGAAGAGGAAGGUGCGAUUGCAGAAAGCGACACUUUGCAAUCGCGACAGACCAAUGAGCGAGGAAGGUAUCGAGGUGGCGAUCGUGGGAAUGGUCGUGGCAGAAUGAGAGGUCGUGGCAUGAGCUCUGGUUCAGAGAGAUUCGGCUACAAUGGCGCUGUACAAGUUCGCUCAGAUCGACAAAUUGAUCCUAAUGCAAGUUUUCAAUCUCAACCUGGCUACCAUCCAUCUGGACACGCUUUUAGACCACAUUAUCAAAAUCAACACAAUGGUAAUAGAUUACAACAGGGACCGCAGUUACAUAUGCCACCCAACCAGCUGUUUCGUCCUGCCUUUCCGCCACAUUUUUCACAGAUGCCAUUUAGACCUUUGCAAUCUCCCCAUUUUCCACAAUAUCCUCAAAGACAAGUAUAUUUUAAUCCUCAAUUUAUGCCCAUGAGCUAUUCACCGCCUGCUCCGUUCAUCAAUGGAUCGUAUCCAUCUACUGAAAUGCCUCCAUCUGGGUCAGAUAGCAAGCCUUUCUUACCAUACUAUGGUGCUCAGCAGCUUCAAGAUAUCCUUUAUCAAAAACCGAAUGGCUUUCAAACGGCAGCUAUUCAGACAAACCAACAGCCGGCACAAAACAUUGCACAAGAUUUGCUCAAUAAGCUGUCAUCUUUGCAAAACAACUGCUUUCCACAGGAUGGAUCCAACAAAUAA
Batrachochytrium dendrobatidis JAM81 is the source of this 1785-nucleotide messenger RNA. RefSeq lists its product as uncharacterized. Gene Ontology annotation, cellular component: sno(s)RNA-containing ribonucleoprotein complex. The record is from RefSeq and is a predicted model, not a curated record. Gene Ontology annotation, molecular function: RNA binding. The transcript is spliced from 3 exons. Lineage: Eukaryota; Fungi; Chytridiomycota; Chytridiomycetes; Rhizophydiales. Gene Ontology annotation, biological process: ribosome biogenesis; pseudouridine synthesis; box H/ACA snoRNP assembly. The coding region runs from base 1 to 1785 and encodes 594 amino acids.